AUGCUCGACCGAACACUUAUCCGUACUGCUCUCUCUGGCCCGGCCAAGCAGGCGAUAGCCGCUGCUUUAUGGGAUACCCCACGUUCAGAAGUCGAGUCUGGUCUCAAUUUCUAUUUCACGUACUACAUCAGACAGUGUGAACUGAUUGCGCUUCACGAGGGCGGGAGCCGUACGCCUCUAGCAACCCAUGCAGACAUCAUGAGGAUCGUUCAGCUAUUGAGAACUUCCCGCACACGCGAAGAGAUACACCAGCAGCUGUUACUAUCCUGCAGUCUUCCUGAUAGCGAUGCCUGCUGUAGCCACUCCAUUGAUCUUGCAGCACGCAUAUUGCUCAUGGUCGAAUUUGGCAACCUUCCUUUUGCCUAUUCGGGGUCUAGACAAAUAGAGUGGGCAAAAGGCAGUCUGAAGCAUUGGGUCACAGAGCGGUUCGAAAGCAAGCCGGUCCUUGGGCAUAGUAAAGUGAAGCUUGAGAAGAUAUUCAACGCCAACAAUCUGGGCAAGAUAGCGGGCAUAGAAGUCGUCUGGACAAACAACCUCGCUGACCAUCUCCGCCUUCUGAAAGACGAUCAGGCAGUGGCAGUAUUUCAUCACGCUUCCUUCUUGAAGCGUCAACAAAGCGACACAACGCUCUUUUCACAAGAGUUCAUCGAAGAGACCCUGAAUACCAUGGCUCUACUAUUUCCCAAGUGGGAUGGGGACACACGAGCUUGGUAUCAAACACAGGCAUCCUUGCGCGGCCUCGAUACUCGGCUGAUCGAGAUUGGGCAACUAGAUGCAGAUGAACGGCAAAUUGAGAAUUUCACUUAUUGGCAUGAUCGUUUGGUUAUAUUGAAACAAGUGUUUGAUGAGUCUCGGCCACGUACUCUUCGGCAAUGGUGGCACGAUCGAAGGAAUGGGGUUCAGUGGUAUACGUUUUGGGUCGCAAUUCUUGUUUUUGUUUUAACAGUACUCUUCGGACUGGUACAGUCUAUUGAGGGGGCUUUGCAAGUUUAUAAGGCUUUCAACCCGUAA
Fusarium fujikuroi IMI 58289 is the source of this 1011-nucleotide messenger RNA. RefSeq lists its product as uncharacterized. The record is from RefSeq and is a predicted model, not a curated record. Lineage: Eukaryota; Fungi; Ascomycota; Sordariomycetes; Hypocreales; Nectriaceae. The transcript is spliced from 2 exons. Bases 1 to 1011 code for a protein of 336 amino acids.